CAGUAACCUUACCCUGUGCUACUCUCCACCCCCAUCAACGCCUUAUCCCUAUCUCCAGAACCCCGCGAACAAAAGCAGAAGAGAGACAUCAAUUAGACAUUGAUCCCGCCACGGCCGCACAAUCAGGGGGACGAGGCAUUUGUAACGAGGAACGCAACGCGGCUGGGCGACAUGUCCGUGAGAUAGCGGGCGUGGAGUGAAUUUCGUUUGAAGACGGACGAGGUGAGGAAUAGAUAGGAAGGACAGAGACAGAGAGAGAGAGAUAAUAGCGCUCAUGCACGCUCGAAUCUUUAGCGGAGGAACGCCCGCGUAUAUCAUCAUCAACAUCAUCGGAUCACAACUACAACACGACGACGACGCAUCUUCGAACCUCUCCCUCCGCCAACGGAGGAGAGAGGGACACGAGACCGAAUCAUGAUACCCUCACGGCCACCCAGUGAGACGAACACGGACGCGGCCAGGAAUUCAUCGGUUCCAAGGAUAGCAGGCGGAGGGGACUCGAGUAUCCGGCCACGGAAUAGGAGGUUGAUAUCUACGGAGCAGGAGCUGGUUAGUACAUCUGCGACGAGUACGCCGGGUGGGAGUCGAGCUGUGAGUCCGCUGCCGGCGAAACAUCCUAGUAGGAGUGUGCCGCGAAAUGCUGGUGGGAGGGCAGAUAAGAAUGGGAAUGGGGGGUUGCUUGCUCCGUCUGGAUCGUCGUCGAGGAAGGGGGGUGGUUCCCUGGUGGGUGGGAAGGGACUUUGGGAUCCGCCGGGGUGGAUGAGUAGUUGGAAUGCGUUGCAGGGACUUGCGAGCUCGGUGCUGGGAGGAGAGGCUGAGGAUCCUGUUACUGGGAGAGCAGGGACUGCUACGGGCAAGAAACCUAGGAGAGAGGGAGCCGGGAGGAAGAAGAUACCGGAGCAAUGGGGACCGCCUGAACCGGCAACGCAGAGACAGAAGGAUGGCGGAAUUGGUUGGGGCAGUACGGAGGAGAUGCAAGCUGAGGUUCGAGCGAGGAAGAUGAGGGGUGUUUUGGAGGGAAGAGAAGAAGAGAGGAGUAUCCUGGAUACGAACGGGAAUUACAAACGCAGAUCUUCGACCGAGGAACAGAGGCCUGGAAGCUCGCAGGAAGAUGACUUUGCGCUGGUUUAUAUACACCAUGUUCAGAAACAGGACACACUUCAGGGAGUGGUGCUGAAAUACAAUUGCAAGCCAGAGGUAUUUAGGAAGGCGAAUCGAUUAUGGCCCAACGAUACGAUUCAAAUCCGAGAAACUGUCAUCUUACCAGUAGAUGCUUGUGCCGUUAAAGGACGACCUUGCGAGGCACCUUCACUCGAUCAAGGAGUGGAUCUCUUAGCACCUACACCGGUAACCGAAGAUCCCUUUUCAAAUGGUGGUACAUGGCCGGGAGCCUCAUCACCAUACAACAACGGGACGUCUGCAGAACGUCCCGAAGAUAACGACAAUCCAUGGGUACAUGUCAGAUGGGUAUUACUCGACGCAUCACCCAACGCGAAACCCGUCGAAAUAGCACGCAUGCCUCGGAAAACUCUGGGAUACUUCCCACCCAGACGAAGAAAGAGUCAAGCCACAAUUUCCACCGUCUCAACACCCCGAGGUUCAACAGAGUUCCCUCGAAUAGCUCAAACAAUAUCGAAUGAUCUCCCAGGCAGCACAUCUAGCACACCCCGUCGAACAAGCAAUCUCGGACCAAGACCCUCACAACCAGUGACUACUGUAGGGAGCUACUUUCCACCCCAAAGAUCCAGCACUCGUCCCCGCCGCGAAAGCGUAGGCGAAGCUGCGGAUCGACUAGGAUGGAUGCGUGGCCCUGGCGGAGUCGGUACCUUUGCCACCAAUGUCCGGAGACCGGGACCAGCUCAAGAUGGAUUGAAUGCUUGGGCCAAGAAACAUAUUCCUGGUCUAGCUAUCGAUGGUAUGUCUUCGAGCUCUAUCCUUGGAGCGGAAACCGCGCAUUUUGGGUUCGGAGAUGAGUUGGCGAGUAUUGCAGAAGGCCCAGGUACGGUUAAUGGUGCUGCUGUCACCAAUUCCGGGAUUGGCAAUUUGACGCCUGGUGGUCUUGGGUUGGAGAACGCUGCUGCGGCGAUCGAAGGCUGGGUCAGGAGACUCGCUACUAAGACUCCUGGCACGCCUAAAGGAGGAGGUAGAAUCGACGCCCCAGAUCUAAUCGAACUCCUAGACGGCACAGGCAGUGAUGAUGGGAGAGGCUUCGAACUCAGCCCUGGACGCAUCCGCUCAUCUACUCCCAUCGGGACAGGCAGAGAAGAUCUAGAUGGCGUGAUCAGGGGACGAGCUACCGCUGGUGCGAAGGGCGGGAAGAGUGAUUGAUUCGGCAAGCAAGCAAGCUAGCAAGCGAGACUUUUAUACGAGCAGCAUGAGAUGGAGGCGCAUUGGGGAAGGCGUUUGGGAUUCGGUUCUCCUAUUAUUCUGGAACUUUGUAUAGCGUGCCCAUCCGUGGUGGUUGGUUAGGAUGGCGGUUUGGCAUUUCUGGUGGGCAGGCAGACAGGCAGACAGGCACGAUUGGUGCUUGUGAUAUGAUAAGUUAGGAUAGCGUGCCAUAGUAAGCGUGAAAUGAGAUGCGGCAUUUGAAUCUAGAUCAUAAACAGUUUUUUUUAUCAAAGUAUUUGUUUUUACAUCUGUGAAAAAGGAA
Molecule: messenger RNA, 2650 nt
Organism: Mollisia scopiformis
Lineage: Eukaryota; Fungi; Ascomycota; Leotiomycetes; Helotiales; Mollisiaceae
Exons: 1
Coding region: 415-2328 (637 amino acids)
Source: RefSeq, a predicted model, not a curated record